ACAGCGCAUGAACUCAUGUAAACAGGUGGCUGUAGCCAUUGCCCUCGGACACAACAGCGUUCCCAGUCCGUCGUGCAAAGGCCUCUCACAUAGUUUUCCGAUCUGUCAGGUCAUGAUGGAGACCGAAAACUUCCUCUCGUAUAUCCCUUUGCAGGAAAUGCGAUGUGUUCUGCACUGGUUUUCUGACUGGUCAGAAUCACAGCGCAGUCGUUUUCUUCAGGACCUGGUGUGCAAGGCUGUUCCUGGAAAGCUAUGUUUGCUUUUGGAUGGAUUGGGGUCUCUUCAGCUAUCUGCCCCACCACCCAGUUUGUUUCAGUGCCAGCUUAGACUCUGGGAUCAAUGGUUUCAGGGAUGGGAUGAAGACGAGAGAAAUCAAUUCUUGCAUCGCCUUGAGGAGCAGGAUCCCGGCUUUGUGGCCAAGUUCUACGAGGAGGUGGCAGGGACUGCAGGGAAGGACUAAGGAAGGGUAUUUUCAGUUUAAAAAUGCAGUCGGCUUCCACAGAGCAUGAAAAAAAUGGAACAUGUACCAUAGGAGACAGACUGGCAAAAAGAGAUAUAAUCACACUUUCUUCCAAAGUGCCUGUCAGUUACAACUUAUUUUUAUUGGGAUCCUUUCUUGUUCUUUCAUAUAAAUCCAUGUAUAUGUGGCAAGAUAAUUGUCAGCUUCUCUCUGUGCUGAUUUGUGGAGGUCUUUGCUUUUUUACAACUUGUUCAAAUGGCUGUAGUUUCAGCAGAAAGCACUAAUGGUUAUGUACCAAGCACUUUUGCAUUUUGCUAGGUUUUUCACAAAACCUAGCAGCAAAUUUGAUUUGACAAUUUGGAAUUUUUACAUGAAAUAUGUUUUACAGAAAAAAAAAACGAUGUCCUUAGUCACACAAGGUCCGCUGGUAUUUGUGGCCUUUCAUGAUUACUUGUUUCUGGUGGAUAACUGCUGCCCACGCGUAAGAAUUGUCUUCGCAGUUUAUACCAAAAGAGAGCAAAUAUGAUUGCUGCACCACAAACCGCACAGCAGCCGCCUCCAAUCACAUAACUGUAAAGCAUAUGACUGACAUAUAAAGCAGGAGGAUCAGAGUCUAUAAACCUGUGGAGAAAUUGAGCGAGACAUUAGGAGCAGAAGCCAAUAAAUAGUGGCUUGUCUGAGCAAAGAAAAGUGUUGACAAAAGGAGACGGUUGGUGCAAAUGAACUAACAAAGAAAUACUUGUUAAUAUUAAGGUUCUACCAAAAGUUAAAUGCCAUUAAAAACUUUAGUUUUGUCUCAAAA
Messenger RNA from Xenopus laevis (African clawed frog), 1262 nucleotides. RefSeq names its product chromosome 14 open reading frame 119 L homeolog (gene c1h14orf119.L). Lineage: Eukaryota; Metazoa; Chordata; Amphibia; Anura; Pipidae. The coding region runs from base 8 to 460 and encodes 150 amino acids. The record is from RefSeq and is a predicted model, not a curated record. The transcript has 2 exons.